UAAGUACUAAGUAGUAAUAAUCUUCUCAUGCUUACAUAUUAAAUACUCAAAACAGAAAAGAGUUCUUGCUGUGAGUACUGUCUUGAUCUCAGCAAACCACUCCAUACCCAGAAAGGAAAAUCAACAAAUUAUAAAACCAAAUAGCAAAAAAUAAAUAAAAAUAAAAUGGGAACAGAGGUGGUGAAUUAUGAGAGCAAUGGACAUGGUGGCUGCUGUAAUAACAAGGGACCAGGUUAUGCCACCCCUCUUGAAGCCAUGUCUGGUCCUAGAGAAUCUCUUAUCUAUGUCACUUGCGUUUAUUCUGGAACAGGAAUUGAGAAGCCUGAUUAUCUAUCUACGGUUGAUAUUGAUCCGAACUCACCGACUUAUUCAAAAGUCAUCCAUAGGCUUCCUGUGCCAAAUAUAGGAGAUGAGUUGCAUCAUUCGGGUUGGAAUGCGUGCAGCUCCUGCCAUGGCGAUCCGUCUGCAAACCGACGCUUUCUUAUCCUGCCAUCGUUGAUAUCUGGUCGGAUCUAUGUAAUUAAUACCCAAAAAGAUCCAAAAGCUCCAUCGUUGCACAAAGUUGUUGAGCCUGCAGAAAUCAUAAUGAAAACGGGAUUGGCCUAUCCACACACAUCUCAUUGUCUUGGCUCUGGAGAUAUAAUGGUCUCAUGCUUAGGAGAUCGAGACGGAAAUGCAGAGGGGAACGGAUUUCUUCUCCUCGACUCAGAGUUCAACGUUAAAGGAAGGUGGGAAAAGCCAGGGCAUACUCCACUUUUUGGCUAUGAUUUCUGGUACCAACCCCGACACAACACAAUGAUCAGCUCAUCAUGGGGAGCUCCUUCAGCCUUCACUAAAGGAUUUAAUCCGCAGCAUGUGUCUGAUGGUCUGUAUGGAAGGCAUCUUCAUGUCUAUAGCUGGCCAGAUGGUGAAUUGAAACAGACACUGGAUCUUGGCAAUACAGGCCUCAUACCCUUAGAGAUAAGGUUUCUGCAUGAUCCUUCUAAGGAUACAGGAUUUGUUGGCUGUGCGUUGACGAGUAAUAUGGUUCGAUUUUUCAAGACUCCAGAUGGAUCAUGGAGCCAUGAGGUGGCAAUAUCAGUGGAACCAUUGAAGGUCAAAAACUGGAUCCUUCCUGAAAUGCCUGGGCUUAUAACGGAUUUUCUAAUCUCUCUUGAUGAUCGGUUUCUGUACUUUGUUAAUUGGCUUCAUGGUGAUAUUAGACAGUACAACAUUGAGGACCCAAAAAAUCCUGUCUUAACAGGUCAACUCUGGGUUGGGGGCUUAAUCAAGAAAGGAAGCCCUGUACUGGUGGAGACAGAAGAUGGCAAUACUUGGCAGGCUGAUGUUCCAGAGAUUCAGGGUAAUCAAUUACGAGGAGGACCUCAGAUGAUCCAGCUAAGUUUAGACGGGAAGCGGCUCUACGUAACUAACUCCCUCUUCAGUGCUUGGGAUCGUCAAUUUUAUCCAGAAAUGGUGGAGAAAGGAUCCCACAUGUUGCAGAUAGACGUCGACACUGAAACUGGCGGUCUGAAAAUAAACCCCAACUUCUUCGUGGACUUUGCCGGAGAGCCUGAUGGCCCUUCUCUCGCCCAUGAGAUGAGAUAUCCGGGAGGCGACUGCACUUCUGAUAUAUGGAUUUAAGUAUCAGAAUCAUAGUGGCAGUGUUCAUGAGGGGGUUACCUGAGAUCAGAUAUCACAGUGAUGUAAUAAUCCAUUAUGUGUGUGGAUUGCAAGAUUGCCAAUUCAUGGCAGUGUAAUCUUGAAUGGAGAAAUAUGAUAUUUCAAGUAUAAUGUUAAUAAUAUCCAUUAAACUAA
This is a messenger RNA of Mercurialis annua (annual mercury), 1797 nucleotides long. Its product is annotated as selenium-binding protein 1-like. Gene Ontology annotation, molecular function: selenium binding. The transcript has 7 exons. NCBI's taxonomy places the organism in Eukaryota, Viridiplantae, Streptophyta, Magnoliopsida, Malpighiales, Euphorbiaceae. The coding region runs from base 166 to 1623 and encodes 485 amino acids. The record is from RefSeq and is a predicted model, not a curated record.